AUGUCGAUGCAAAUCCUUGGAGAACAGGCUACGGAAGAAAAGGCUGAGAAUGCGCGUCUCUCAUCUUUUGUUGGUGCGCUUGCCUUGGGCGAUCUCGUCAAAUCGACGCUGGGACCAAAAGGCAUGAACAAGAUCCUGCAAUCUGCCUCAACAGGAGAAAUAAACGUGACAAACGACGGUGCAACUAUCCUAAAAUCGAUACAGCUAGACAAUGCUGCAGCCAAGAUCCUCGUCAAUAUCUCGAAAGUGCAGGACGAUGAAGUCGGUGAUGGGACGACGUCUGUGACUGUGCUUGCAGCUGAGUUGUUGAGGGAAGCAGAGAAGUUGAUUUCUCAGAAAAUUCAUCCCCAAACAAUCGUCGAGGGAUACCGGAUCGCGAGCAUAGCAGCUUUGAAGGCGUUGGAAGGGGCGGCGAUAGAUAACGCAGCUGAUCCUGAAGUCUUCCGACAAGAUCUCAUCAAUAUUGCACGCACCACCCUGUCAUCUAAAGUCCUGUCACAAGACAAGGACUACUUCGCCAACCUAGCUGUGGAUGCGGUUCUCCGUUUGAAGGGCUCUACCGAUCUCGAGCACAUCCAGAUCAUCAAGAAGGUUGGUGGAAAGCUGACGGACUCAUAUCUCGACGAAGGCUUCAUCCUUGACAAGACCAUCGCGGUCAACUCACCGAAACGGUUAGAAAAUGCCAAAAUUUUGAUCGCAAAUACUUCCAUGGACACUGACAAAAUCAAAAUCUUUGGGGCCCGAGUGAAGGUAGAUGGCACCGGAAAGCUUGCUGAACUUGAGCGCGCCGAAAAAGAAAAAAUGAAAGCCAAAGUAGAAGCCAUUGCUACUCACGGCAUCAACGUGUUCAUCAACCGUCAACUAGUCUACAACUACCCCGAAUCUCUGCUUGCCGAGAAGGGUAUCAUGGUUAUCGAACACGCCGACUUCGAAGGUGUUGAAAGGUUGUCACUCGUCACGGGUGGUGAGAUCGCAAGUACCUUCGAGCGCCCCGACCUUGUGAAACUUGGGCGUUGCGAACUGAUAGAAGAGAUCAUGAUCGGCGAAGACAAGCUGAUUAAAUUCUCCGGGGUAGCCGCUGGUGAAGCUUGCACGGUCGUCCUUCGCGGAUCAACAAAUCAAAUGGUCGAUGAAGCUGACCGUUCUCUACAUGAUGCCCUCUCAGUCCUCUCACAGACAGUGAAGGAGACGAGGAUCGUACUUGGUGGUGGCUGUUCGGAGAUGCUGAUGAGCUGCGCCGUCGACGAGGAGGCGCGUAAAAUCAAAGGCAAGAAAGCCAUUGCUGUUGAGGCAUUCAGUCGUGCAUUGCGGCAAAUACCUACGAUAUUGGCCGAUAAUGCUGGAUACGAUUCGUCAGACCUGGUUUCAAGGUUACGUGCAGCUCAUUACGAAGGCCAAUCGGACGCUGGGUUAGACAUGGACCACGGUUCAAUAGGUUCAAUGAAGCAACUGGGUGUCACGGAGAGCUACAAGCUCAAGCGUCAAGUAGUCCUAAGCGCGUCUGAAGCCGCUGAGAUGAUCAUUCGUGUUGAUGACAUCCUUCGUGCCGCACCACGGAGGCGCGAAGCAGUGUAA
Molecule: messenger RNA, 1575 nt
Organism: Pleurotus ostreatus (oyster mushroom)
Lineage: Eukaryota; Fungi; Basidiomycota; Agaricomycetes; Agaricales; Pleurotaceae
Gene: CCT2
Product: T-complex protein 1 subunit beta
Exons: 9
Coding region: 1-1575 (524 amino acids)
Biological process (GO): protein folding
Cellular component (GO): chaperonin-containing T-complex; cytosol
Molecular function (GO): ATP hydrolysis activity; ATP binding; ATP-dependent protein folding chaperone
Source: RefSeq, a predicted model, not a curated record